Molecule: messenger RNA, 1401 nt
Organism: Ascochyta rabiei
Lineage: Eukaryota; Fungi; Ascomycota; Dothideomycetes; Pleosporales; Didymellaceae
Exons: 1
Coding region: 1-1401 (466 amino acids)
Molecular function (GO): oxidoreductase activity, acting on paired donors, with incorporation or reduction of molecular oxygen; monooxygenase activity; heme binding
Source: RefSeq, a predicted model, not a curated record
AUGGCUGGCGCCACUUCGUUAUGGAGAACGUACAAGGAGGUGAUCAAGAAGGAAACAUUGGCUCAAGAGCUUUUUGGCCUUCACAAGAAAUACGGCGACAUCGUUCGGAUAGCGCCCAACGAGCUUCACUUCGGGAAUCCGUCUUCGUUUCACGAGAUAUACAACGUGUCCAAACGUUGGGAUAAGGACGAUGGUCUCUAUAGUGUAACAGGGUUCAAUUCCGGCUCUUUCGUCUUUCGAAAGUAUGCCCAGGCAAAAGAACGAAGAGAUGUCCUCUUACCCAUGUUCUCCAAAAAGGCCGUUCACAACAUCGAAAGUCUCGUCUGGCAAAACGCAACCCAGCUCGCCUCAUCCAUAACCAAGAUGAAUGCAGCACAACUUUCCAUUGAUCUCCUCUACGCCUUUCGCUCUUUUACGCUCGACACCAUCAUGGGGUUCACUUUUGGUGGGUGCGUCGACGCCUUGCAUGCACCUGCCUUCGCAGAUCCUCUGAUUUUGGCCAUGGACGCCACACUCCCUAUCCUCCCCGUGCUCAAAAAUCUGCCCUGGAUCCGCAGCAUAGCCUUCGCCAUCCCGCCGUGGCUGGUCAUGAAGGCCAUGCCCAACGCCGACAAACUGGCCCCACGCAUCUACCAGGUUCGUGACAUUAUCAACAAGCAGCUGCAAACAGUCUUGGAGUCGCCGGAAAAGCUCGAAAAGGCAUCUCACCAAACCAUUUUCCACCGCAUGUUGGACGCCAGCGCAUACCGCGCCACGAAGGCUGUGCCUGAUCUCACGCAGCUACAUGACGAGGGCUUCACCAUCAUCUUUGCUGGCGCCAAUACCGUGGCUGAUACGAUGCUCAUGGGCUCUUAUCAUGCAAUGAAAAGCCAGGGUCUGCUGCAACAACUGAGGAGUGAGUUGCUGACUGUUUGGCCGGAUCUGCAUGUCCGCCCGCGACUUGCUGACCUCGAAACCUUGCCUCUCCUCACUGCGACCAUCAAAGAGUCUCUUCGUUUCAUUCCUUCAGGCGUGUCACUCACCCGUAUAGUACCGCAUACGGGUGCUGUGCUGAAUGAACGCGAGAUCCCUGGAGGCACCAUUGUCGGUAUGGCCAUUUUGCACGUGCACCAAUCGGAAGACAUCUUUGCCGAUGCACUCGCGUUCAAGCCGGAGCGGUGGCUUAAUGGCGGCAACAAGAAUCUCGAUCAUUGGCUAGUGCCGUUCAGUAGGGGGCCGAGGGCGUGCUUUGGUUACAACCUCGCUUGGUGCGAGUUGUAUAUUGCAUUCAGCACCAUGAUUCGAAAUUUUGACAUGAGCUUGGAUGGAACGACAGCGGAAGAUAUGGAGUGGAGGGAGUGUAUUGCGGCAUACUACCCCAACAGACACUUACAUGCUUGGUGCCCGCCAGCCGAUGCUUGA